AUGCCGCCCUUCCAUCACCAUCACCAUCACCAUCACCAUCACCAUCACCAUCACCAUCGCCAUCACCCACUCAUCACAACCAACCCUACCCCCAACCAUCACCCCAAGAUAAACCCCUCUCGCUCCACGCCUCAUCCCAGCAAACUGCCUCGCAUUCCCGACUCACCUUCCCUUUCCCCUUCUGUGCUGGCUGCGCUCCCUUCUCCCACUUCGCCCCCAUCAGUCUGCGCCCCCUCCUCCCCCUUCCCCACCAUCAGUUACUUCACUCCCAGCCCCACCAACCCCACCAACCCCACCACCAGCGACCUGACUAACGUCCACGACUCACCUUCCCUUUCCCCGUGUGCACCUGCGCGCCUUCCUCCCCCUUCGCCCCCAUCAGGUACUUCACUCCAAGCCCCACCACCACCGCCGCGCCCCCCACAAUCAUCGCGCCCUGCCACAGCGGCUCCCGCCACCACUCCCCCUCUCCGCCCUCCCCUUCCGCCGCGCCCUUCCCUCGCCCCUUCCCGCCUCCCCCCGCCGCCUUGCCCGAGUCCCGUGCAGCCAUCUCCGAUUCUCGUCCGCCCGUCCGCGACGGCGUCUGUUAGCGAGGCUGCGGAGAGCUGCUUUGAAGCUGCUUCGGGCGAAUCGGACUUGAAUUCGAGUCCCGCGACGACCGCAGUUGCGAGGUUGUGCCGGGGCGGAGCGCGAGGGGCUCAACGCGCGCCGAGCGCGCGCACGCUGAUGGUGGCGGCAAGAAGCUCGAGGUGCGCAGGUCACGGCGACAGCCGCGGAUGCGGAUUGCGGAGGGACGAGAGUCAAGAAUCGCGGCGGCGCGGGCGAAUCGAGGGACCGGCGAUAUUGGCGUUCUAA
This is a messenger RNA of Closterium sp. Yama58-4, 855 nucleotides long. Lineage: Eukaryota; Viridiplantae; Streptophyta; Zygnematophyceae; Desmidiales; Closteriaceae. The record is from the annotation of a GenBank genome assembly.